Messenger RNA from Telopea speciosissima, 2146 nucleotides. Its product is annotated as F-box/kelch-repeat protein At1g22040-like. The coding region runs from base 111 to 1610 and encodes 499 amino acids. The record is from RefSeq and is a predicted model, not a curated record. The transcript has 3 exons. Lineage: Eukaryota; Viridiplantae; Streptophyta; Magnoliopsida; Proteales; Proteaceae. Gene Ontology annotation, molecular function: protein binding.
UUGAGACUUUGUUCUGAUUCGAACCUUUCGAGGUUUCUCCCUGUUUGUUUGUCUUUGCUCUUUUUCAGUUCAGCAUUCCGUCUUGAUUUUAAUUGAUCAGACAGUUCUUAAUGGGGUCAUUUCUGAGUUCGGCUGGUAACAGGGCUAGCGAGUAUGGUGAGGUUUUACAAAAUGAAAACUGCAAGAGGCCAAGGUUGUUAUCAGGCUUUAACGAUGAGAAUCCGAGACUAAUCCCUAGUCUACCGGAUGAGAUAUCAAUGCAGAUUCUAGCUAGAGUUCCCAGGAUUUGUUACUUGAGUAUGAAGAAGGUGUCACAGAGCUGGAAUUUUGCCAUUACACGUCCUGAACUUUUCGAUUUGCGAAAAGAACUUGGCACGACAGAAGAAUGGCUUUAUAUAUUGACCAAGGUUGAUGAUGAUAAGCUUUUAUGGUAUGCAUUGGACCCUUUGUCCAGAAAAUGGCAACGGUUGCCACCAAUGCCCAAUGUUGCUUAUGAAGAAGAGCCUAAGAAGGGUUUAUCUGCUCUUCGGAUGUGGAAUGUGAUUGGGUCAAGUAUCAAGAUUGCAGAUAUCAUCAGGGGCUGGCUUGGACGGAAGGAUGGCUUGGAUCGAAUGCCCUUUUGUGGUUGUGCUAUUGGGGCUGUUGAUGGCUGCCUCUAUGUGUUAGGUGGAUUCUCUCGAUCUUCGGCCAUGAAGUGUGUCUGGCGAUUUGAUCCAGUUCUAAAUGUGUGGAGUGAAGUGAGCUCUAUGUCCAUUGCUAGGGCAUAUUGUAAGACAAGCAUCUUGAACAACAAGCUUUAUGUUGUUGGAGGGGUUAGUAGGGGUCGUGGUGGUGCACUGACUCCUCUUCAAUCUGCUGAAGUAUUUAACCCACAUACUGGAGUGUGGUCUCAAGUACCAAGCAUGCCAUUCUCAAGAGCUCAGGUUUUACCUACUGCCUUUUUGGCUGACAUGCUGAAGCCAAUUGCCACUGGAAUGACUUCAUACCGGGGAAGGUUAUGUGUGCCACAGAGUCUGUAUUCCUGGCCCUUUUUUGUUGAUGUUGGAGGAGAAAUUUAUGAUCCUGAAAUAGAUUCAUGGGUUGAAAUGCCAAAUGGAAUGGGAGAGGGUUGGCCUGCAAGGCAAGCAGGAACUAAGUUGAGUGUUGUAGUAGAUGGGGAGCUAUAUGCACUGGAUCCCUCUAGUUCUCUAGAUAGUGGUAAGAUCAAAAUGUAUGAUCACCAAGAGGAUGCAUGGAAAGUAGUUGUAGGAAAGGUUCCUAUUCGGGAUUUCACUGAUUCAGAGUCUCCAUAUUUACUUGCUGGUUUUCUAGGGAGGCUUCAUGUCAUAACGAAAGAUGCCAACCAUGAAAUUUCUGUCUUGCAGGCUAACAUCUGUAAGCAAUUAAGUUCCUCUCCAUCAACUUCAUCUUCUCCAGGAAGGACCAUGGGAGCAAGUUUCUCUGCCUGUGGUUUGUCCAUGCCUUCUGAUGUGCUCCCUGUAACUCCCACAGACUUUUCAUAUCAACAGUGUGACUCUAUGGCAGUAGUAGAAACUGAAGCUUGGAAGGUUAUUGCCACUCAGAAUUUUGGGUCAGCUGAGCUGGUUUGCUGUCAAGUACUUGAUGUCUGAAGACAUUAAUCAGCUGACACUAGAAUAUGAUUGUAUAGGGGUAAAGGUCACAAUUGGUUUUCGACCACCGUUUCUGUCCAGAUGUUUAAUUUAUUUGGCAUUAUGAAAUCAUAGUGGUAAUGGUGCUGUCAUUAUAUUGCUGCAAGGAGGGUGGUCAGUGAUCUUAAUGGACUCCUGCUGAUACAACUAGUUGGACUGCCGGAGUUUAGGAAUAAUUGUUUGAGAAGUUUCAUUAGCAAAUUCUGAUAUGACUUUUUAUUUGAUGCAUAUGAAAAAAGUUGCAACGCAUUUGUAUCUUUCUGCAUGAAUUGAUUCGUAAGAUGUUGAAGCAAGUAUGGUGUAUGAAACAUCUCCUGGAGACUUAAUCUUCUCCUUGAUUGGCGUUGGCAAUUCUAGUGAUGUAUCUUCUCCUUUCUUGUAUCUAUGUUAUAUAAAAUACUUGCAAGAUAUUUGAAAACUAGGUUUGUAAAGAGGGAGAACUGUCUUAUUUAGUGCUGCACAACUGUGCUUCUACUCUUUGUUAGUACAAUUAUCUU